Molecule: messenger RNA, 378 nt
Organism: Vittaforma corneae ATCC 50505
Lineage: Eukaryota; Fungi; Microsporidia; Nosematidae
Product: peptidyl-prolyl cis-trans isomerase A
Exons: 1
Biological process (GO): protein folding; protein peptidyl-prolyl isomerization
Cellular component (GO): intracellular membrane-bounded organelle
Molecular function (GO): peptidyl-prolyl cis-trans isomerase activity
Source: RefSeq, a predicted model, not a curated record
UUGACCGGCGAGAAGGGCUUUGGGUACAGGGAAUGCUCGUUCCACAGAAUAAUUCCGAAGUUCAUGAUCCAAGGCGGUGAUUUUACAAAGCACAACGGAACAGGAGGAAAGUCUAUCUAUGGGCCAAAGUUUGAAGACGAGAACUUUACUAUGAAGCACACAGGCCCUGGCAUUCUGAGUAUGGCAAAUUCUGGGCCCAACACUAAUGGUUCGCAGUUCUUUAUUACUACUGUUAAGACAGAUUGGCUCGAUGGAAAGCAUGUGGUCUUUGGAAAGGUCAUUGAGGGAAUGGAUGUUGUUAAAAAGGUUGAGUCUUUUGGAAGCCAAUCGGGAAAUCCAAGCAAAAAAGUAAUAAUUUCCGACUGCGGAGCUAUUUAA